Molecule: messenger RNA, 992 nt
Organism: Erinaceus europaeus (western European hedgehog)
Lineage: Eukaryota; Metazoa; Chordata; Mammalia; Eulipotyphla; Erinaceidae
Gene: UCHL3
Product: ubiquitin C-terminal hydrolase L3
Exons: 8
Coding region: 79-855 (258 amino acids)
Biological process (GO): ubiquitin-dependent protein catabolic process; protein deubiquitination
Cellular component (GO): cytoplasm
Molecular function (GO): cysteine-type deubiquitinase activity
Source: RefSeq, a predicted model, not a curated record
AUUUUUUAUCUUCCAUUUUACCAGUUUCUCAAACAAUUAGGUUUACAUCCUAACUGGCAGUUUGUUGAUGUAUAUGGAAUGGAUCCCGAACUCCUCAGCAUGGUACCAAGACCAGUAUGUGCAGUGUUACUUCUCUUCCCUAUUACAGAAAAGUAUGAAGUAUUCAGAACAGAAGAGGAGGAAAAAAUAAAAUCUCAGGGACAGGAUGUUACAUCAUCAGUAUACUUCAUGAAACAGACAAUCAGCAAUGCCUGUGGGACAAUUGGACUGAUCCAUGCUAUUGCCAACAAUAAAGACAAGAUGCACUUUGAGUCAGGAUCAACCUUGAAAAAGUUCCUUGAAGAAUCUGUGUCAAUGAGCCCUGAAGAACGAGCCAGAUACUUGGAGAACUAUGACGCUAUUCGGGUAACUCAUGAGACCAGUGCCCAUGAAGGUCAGACUGAGUCCUCUUCGCCAUCCUCAUCACAGCCUCAUUCUAGCCACUGCAGAACGAAGGCCUCAUCAUUGUGUCACCAUGCAUCCCUGCCCUGGGUCAAACGUAACCAUGUAGGCCCUGCAAAGGCUACCAGUCCAUCUCUCCGUCUUCGUCGCUGGCGACCCUUCUUACGCCUACCAUCUUUGGGUCUCCAUUCUGUUGCACCAAGUAUAGAUGAAAAAGUAGAUCUUCAUUUUAUUGCGUUAGUUCAUGUAGAUGGGCAUCUCUAUGAAUUAGAUGGGCGCAAGCCAUUUCCAAUUAACCAUGGAGAAACUAGUGAUGACACUUUAUUAGAGGAUGCCAUAGAAGUUUGCAAGAAGUUUAUGGAACGUGACCCUGAUGAAUUAAGAUUCAAUGCGAUUGCUCUUUCUGCAGCAUAGUUUGUCAGUAAUGGGAACAUAAAAUACUGUAUUAUUUGCAACAUAAUGAUUAAAUUUCUGCUGCCAUACACUAAUGCAAAUUUUUUUGAUAUUUUCAUUAAUGUGAUUGAUUAAACUUUAUGUGAAUUAAACUUUGA